ACAAAAGUGCUGUGUUGAAAUUAACAUACGUCAGCACAGCUUUUUCGCAUCGUAUAGCAGCAGCUGCAGACACGACUGUUAAUUUAUUCAAGCGGAUUUAAUCUUCAGACAUGGAGCAAAAACCAACUAUGGGGGAUACUGAAUCGCUUGAAGAUGCGACGGAGCAGCCGAUAGAACAAUCCAGUCCCGCAAAUGAAGAUAUUUCAAUGGACUUUGAAAAGAACCAGGUUGUUGCUGAACCCGUCAUUAUGGUGAAGAAAAGAAGGCGUUGCGUGAAAUCAUGCCGGAAAGCCGUGAACAAAAGGUCAAAUCCGUGCAGCAAACGGUCCCUUCAUCAUGGUUUCCUUUCCUGUGCCGAGGUUCAUGACCUGAUACACAGGAUUGGAAUCGACGACCCGGAAAACUCCAAUUCCUGCAUUCGAGCGGCGAUGAUGAGAGGGGCAAUCAGGAUUCGAGGAAACCCCGAGGAAUUGGACUUGGUCAUGUGCAGAGACGUCUCGCCGUAUUGUGGUCAUUUUGUCGAUGGAACUUUGAGAGAUCUCUUGUUGUCUUCUAAUAGUCAUCAAAAGAAUGUUCUGCUGAAGUCUGCUACUCCCGUACUGAAGUGUAAGCUGUGCAGCAAUGAUAAACUCAAGCGUGGAUUCGCAUCCGUUGUCGGAUUUUGCGAAGGAAAGCCAUUUUUCCUAUGGGGCACUAGGAAGAAAACCCAUUGCGUUUCUUGUCCCGGUUUUGGAAAUUGCGGCUUCUCGAGUGAAGCUUUUCUUUGUGGUGAUUGUUCUCGAAAGAAGAGAGACGCUCUGGGCAUUGUACAACAAACGGCAAAUUGCUGAAUCUAGGAAUCAUGCGCUCAUCGAUCAGUCGUUCACGUUUCCGAUUUUCGAACUUUGUGACCAUAUACAAUAGUUCCGUACUGCCCCCCAACUUCAGGCGACUCUAGGAAACGGUGAGCGUCGCGCGCUCGCAAGUCGGCGUGCAGCGCACACCUUGGCGCGGCAGGAUCUCGCACACUGCAUGUCACACGUCAUAACAAGUUUCAUAGGUGUCACUCUCAUGCCAACUACGCGUCAGUGGUGUCAUCAAUAAGUCUCCUGUGCAUGCCCACCAGGAGUUGGGCGAUGAUGGACAAAUUAAACAAAAGCGCGCGGUUUUUAUUGGAGUUUUCUCCUUUGGAAAUACGGGUGGGACAAGAAAAUGAAAUGGAUUUUGAGAAAAACA
Messenger RNA from Notodromas monacha, 1215 nucleotides. The record is from the annotation of a GenBank genome assembly. Lineage: Eukaryota; Metazoa; Arthropoda; Ostracoda; Podocopida; Cyprididae.